Molecule: messenger RNA, 669 nt
Organism: Trachymyrmex cornetzi
Lineage: Eukaryota; Metazoa; Arthropoda; Insecta; Hymenoptera; Formicidae
Exons: 4
Coding region: 297-653 (118 amino acids)
Source: RefSeq, a predicted model, not a curated record
UAGAAUAAUAAUAUUUAGAACAAGUUUGCAAUUGUAUUAUAAUAUUUAUUAUAGAGCAUAUUGUUUGUAAACUAGAAGGUAGACAGUUACGUUAAAAAUAAAUUCUACAUCAAUGAUGCAUUACGUUAGUACACUUUCACUCUUGUAUUAAAUAGAGCAUAUUAUCCGAAAAAAAACGUGAAAUGCAGAGACCAUAAUUUCUCCUAUUCAAUACAUCCUCCUCUUCAGUAGUUUACCAUUCACUCUAUAAGACAACAACGGAUUGCAAGUUUAAAGUUAUAUUAUUAGAUACAACAAUGCGGAUAAAAUAUAAUUUUAAUUUACUUUUUAUACAAAUGGCAACGAUACUACUUUUCGUAAAUUUUGUCGCAGCCCAUUUAUUGGAAAAACUUACAGAAAUGACUUUGACAGAAGGGACCUCAAAACAGGAAAGAGCAUCAGAUAUUUUGUCGAUGGGACAAUAUUUUCAAGAUAUAUUUUCGGAACAUUUGGCACCUCUUAAACUUGAAUUUGGUUAUGUCUGUGAGAAUCCUAUUGAAUGGGAACAAAGAUUUGAACGAAAAGAUUUUGACAACAACCGUUUUAGCGGCAAGGUGAAAUGGGGUAACAAAAAUGGAGAGUACGGCGAACAGUAUUGGGACUUGAAUCAUUAACUUUAGUAACAACUAG